AUGAAAGUACUCCGUGACAACAUCCAAGGUAUCACUAAACCCGACAUCAGAAGACUGGCAAGGCGAGGAGGUGUAAAGCGUAUUUCGGGUCUCAUCUACGAGGAGACCAGAGGCGUGCUGAAGGUUUUCUUGGAAACCGUCAUCCGUGACGCAGUCAUCUACACCGAACAAGCUAAGAGGAGGACCGUUACCGCCAUGGACGUCGUCUACGCUCUCAAGAUGCAGAAUCGUAUUCUGUACGGUUUCGGCGAUUAA
Molecule: messenger RNA, 255 nt
Organism: Nezara viridula (southern green stink bug)
Lineage: Eukaryota; Metazoa; Arthropoda; Insecta; Hemiptera; Pentatomidae
Source: the annotation of a GenBank genome assembly